Molecule: messenger RNA, 1577 nt
Organism: Apis mellifera (honey bee)
Lineage: Eukaryota; Metazoa; Arthropoda; Insecta; Hymenoptera; Apidae
Gene: dcma
Product: regulator of G-protein signaling 7-binding protein A
Exons: 5
Coding region: 1-777 (258 amino acids)
Biological process (GO): G protein-coupled receptor signaling pathway
Cellular component (GO): neuron projection; membrane
Source: RefSeq, a predicted model, not a curated record
AUGACGGAAUCGCCAAUACCUUCGGCCAGCAACAUUCAGACCUCGUAUAUUCAUAGCAGGAGCCAAUCUCAAAUGCAAACUCAAGAUGACAAGAGCGAAAAAACGGAGAAGGCUGUUCUUUCGCAAAUUCAAGAGAUCAACAGCCAAGUGGCGCAAUACCGCGAUUUGCUGAUAAACAUCGGCCAGCCACGGGACUGUCCGGAACUUCGAGAAAAAAUUCGAAGAUUGAGACGAAAUUGCGUAGAAACGUGCAGACACACGUCCCAGCUUAUACUGCCACAAGUACGAAGAACUACGGAUAUCGGAAUCCCUGUAGACAGUCCAAAUUUGAUGCUUCUCUUUUAUGUCGCGCAAUUGUUUCUGCGCGAGCUGUGCAAAAGUAAGAACCUCAUCCGCAUCGUGCCGAUGGACAUGACGGAGUAUUACGAAACUCGAUCCGGCCCAUCCAACAUCGGCAAUGUGAUCUCACAAAUAGUCCUCUGUAAGCAAAUCACGCCAGACUUCUACGAGGAAGAGUUGUGCAGUAUCCAGAAAGAUUCCGAAGAAAUUCGUGGUCUGAUCAACGAACUGCAAGAGUUUAUGCCUCAAUCAAGUGGCGAUAUAGAAAAGUACACGGCUUUACAAAAUGCUGCAAGUUGGAGUAAUCGUACCAACGGUAGACGGAUACACCGAUGGAACCAAACUCAUAAUAGACCUACUAGAACUACCAGACAAUCGUCCUACUUUUGCGGAGCUUUGAAUCUUUUUUGUUGCGCAGCAAGAACAAAUUACGUUUAAUUACUAGACAUAUUUGCCCGCCAAAUUUCUUUACAAAAAAUCUUUUUGCGAAAAUUUUUUAUUAAUUUCCUUCCUUGCUAGAUUUUCUGUUUCAAAUUUUAAAUCAUAAAUAAAAAGAAAUUCUCGUUGUGUUUUGCAAUCAUGAAACGAAACAUUCUUAUAAUUAGUCGAUUAGAUGAGAAACUUAAGAAACCUAAUACUGAGAUUUUAUUUAGUUAAUAGUACAAACCAUUUAAUAAUAAGUACAAACUUCUUAAUAUAGAAAAAUAUUCAAUAAACAUAUUUUUAUAAAGGAAUUUCAUUUAUUGCGGAAUUGUUUAAAUAAUAGUAAGAAAUCUAAAACUUACGAUUCUCAAACGAUGGAAUUUGUCUCACAUCGGUAAUCGACGAUCGUAAAACGACUAAGAUCGAUUUCUUGAUGAAUUUUAUUACACUCCCUCUUGUUCUUCGAUCAGCACCAAUAACCAUGGAAUGAUAUUUAAUAUCUAAAAAAGGAAAAGUCAAUGUAAAAACAAUUAUUAUAGAUGUGGUGUUAUCAUUUAUAUUCGUAUAAUUAUCAAAAUCCGAACUGUGAUGAACGAGCUCAAAUUUAUCGCUGAUCGAUAUAAAAAACUACAUCACAUCGGAUAAUAAGGAAAUAAAUGCCAAUUGAAUUGGACAUUGAUUAUUUCAAUAGUGGACCAACGUAUCAUUUGUAUGCAAUGAAAGUGAUGUAAUUAAAAACAUUUCUACUACUUUAAAAAUUUAAUCGUAUUAAACUUUUUAAAAAAUAUUCUAUUGUUAAAAAUCUUUAUUUCUGU